Messenger RNA from Mesitornis unicolor (brown roatelo), 3694 nucleotides. RefSeq names its product protein tyrosine phosphatase, non-receptor type 21 (gene PTPN21). The transcript has 18 exons. Lineage: Eukaryota; Metazoa; Chordata; Aves; Mesitornithiformes; Mesitornithidae. The record is from RefSeq and is a predicted model, not a curated record. Gene Ontology annotation, molecular function: protein tyrosine phosphatase activity. Gene Ontology annotation, cellular component: cytoskeleton. Bases 8 to 3565 code for a protein of 1185 amino acids. Gene Ontology annotation, biological process: protein dephosphorylation.
AAAGAAGAUGCCUCUACCUUUUGGGUUGAAAUUGAAACGAACCCGACGUUACACAGUAUCCAGCAAAAGCUGCUUGGUGGCUCGUAUCCAGCUGCUCAACAAUGAAUUUGUGGAGUUCACGCUGUCGGUGGAAAGCACGGGCCAGGAAAGUCUGGAGGCAGUGGCUCAAAGGCUUGAACUGCGGGAGAUCACCUAUUUCAGUCUGUGGUAUUAUAAUAAGCAGAAUCAGCGCAGAUGGGUGGAUUUGGACAAGCCUCUGAAAAAGCAGCUGGACAAAUACGCCUUGGAGCCAACUGUGUAUUUUGGAGUGGUGUUCUAUGUGCCUACUGUUUCUCAGCUCCAGCAGGAGAUUACCAGGUAUCAGUAUUAUUUGCAAUUAAAGAAAGAUAUCUUGGAGGGCAACAUUCCUUGCACACUGGAACAGGCCAUACAUCUGGCUGGUUUAGCUGUUCAGGCUGAUUUUGGAGACUAUGAUCAGUAUGAAUCUCAGGAGUUUCUACAGAGGUUUGCUUUGUUUCCAGUGGGUUGGCUACAAGAAGAGAAAAUACUGGAAGAAGCGACACAGAAAGUUGCCUUGCUACAUCAGAAGUACAGAGGCCUUACUCCUCCUGAUGCAGAAAUGUUGUACAUGCAGGAAGUAGAGAGAAUGGAGGGCUACGGUGAAGAGACCUAUCCUGCGAAGGACAGCCAAGGAAGUGACAUAUUCAUUGGAGCUUGUCUUGAUGGGAUCUUUGUGAAACACAAAAAUGGUCGUCCUCCUGUUGUAUUUAGGUGGCAUGAUAUUGCCAACAUGUCCCACAACAAAUCCUUUUUCGCUUUAGAGCUGGCAAACAAAGAGGAGACAAUCCAAUUCCAAACUGAAGAUAUGGAAACAGCAAAAUACGUGUGGAGGAUGUGUGUGGCCAGACACAAAUUUUACAGACUAAACAAAUGCAGCCUGCAAACCCAGCCCGUUUCAGUGAAUCCUGUCAGAAGGAGGUCUUCAUCCAGGAUGUCUAUGCCCAAGCCUCAGCCUUAUAUGAUGCCUCCACCACCUCAGCUGCAUUACAAUGGUCAUUAUACUGAACCAUAUGCAUCCUCCCAAGAUAACCUCUUUGUGAGCAGUCAGAACGGCUACUACUGUCACUCUCAGACUAGCUUGGAUAGAGCCCCUCAUGACUACAGCGGUCGGAUCCGCAACGGUAGCGUCUACAGCGCGCACAGCACAAACUCCUUGAACAACCCACAGCAUUACUUGCAGCCGUCCCCCAUGUCCUCUAACCCAAGCAUCACUGGAAGCGAUGUCCUCCGGACUGAUUAUGUCCCAUCACAUAGGCACAGUGCACUAAUACCACCUUCUUAUCGUCCCACGCCAGACUAUGAAACUGUGAUGAGGCAGCUCAACAGGGGAAUGGUGCACACAGACAGGCAGAGCCAUUCAAUGAGAAAUCUUAACAUCAGCAAUUCCUACGCUUACAGCAGGCCCGAUGCCUUAGUUUACAGUCAGCCUGAAAUACGAGAACACGCUCACUUCACUUCCCCGCAAUCGAACCAUUAUCCGUUUAACCUGAACUACAGUUUUCACAGCCAGUCCCCCUAUCCCUAUCCUGCUGAGAAGCGCCCAGUUGUUGGGGCAGUCAGCGUGCCCGAGUUGACGAACGUGCAGCUCCAAGCUCAGGACUAUCCAGCACCAAAUAUAAUGAAGACCCAGGUCUAUCGACCGCCUCCCCCGUACCCGUACCCCAGACCUGCAAACAGUACUCCAGACCUGUCCCGACACAUCUACAUCAGCAGCAGCAACCCAGAUCUUAUCACGAGGAGAGUGCAUCAUUCGGUGCAGACGUUUCAGGAAGACAGCCUGCCUGUGGCCCACUCUCUCCAGGAAGUCAGUGAACCUCUCACAUCGGCACGCCACGCUCAGCUGCAGAAAAGGAACAGCAUUGAAAUAGCAGGCUUGACUCCCGGCUUUGAAGGGAUAAGGAUUAAAGAGAGGACCAUGUCAGCUUCUGCAGCAGAUGUGGCUCUUCCAAGAAUUAUCUCAGAAGGGUCACAGCCCAACAUUCUGAUAGAGAGAACAAAGCAGAAGGAGAAUGAGCAAGAAGAAGGUGUGAACUGUGAUCAUAAGAAAACCCUUUCAGAUGCCACUAUGCUGAUCCACAGCAGUGAGGAAGAAGAAGAAUUCGAAGAAGAGAACAAGGCUGGUACAAGUCUUUCUCCGCUCCCUGAAGAUCAAACCCAACUUUCAUCUGUUAUGGGUGGCUAUUCUCAUGAUUCAGUAUUGAACUACCCCUAUAGCUCUGUUGCUUCGCCCGCUGGCCCUUUACAUAUUCUUGAGCCUAAAUUACAUAUUACAGAGACAGAAAAGAGAAUGAAAGAUAUGAGCCCUGUUCAUUUACUAGUAGAAAGCCAGGUGCAGAGAAGAGGGGAAGGACUGCUUACUCCAUCCAUGUCAGAAUCUGACCUUACAACAUCAGGGAGAUACAGAGUAAGGAAAGAUUCGGUAAAGAAGAGACCUGUGUCCGAUCUGUUGUCUGGGAAGAAGAAUAUUGUGGAAGGCCUUCCCCCGCUAGGUGGUAUGAAAAAGAACAAAAGUGAUGCAAAGAAAAUAGGGCCCCUGAAGCUUGCUGCCCUGAACGGCCUGGCCUUGACGAGAGUGCCCCUGCCAGCCGAGGGGAAGGAAGAGUCAACGAGAGCAACCAACGAUGAACGGUGUAAAUUUCUGGAGCAGCGGUUAGAGCAGGGGAUGGUGUUCACUGAAUAUGAGCGCAUUCAGAAAAAGAGACUUAGAGAUGGUGAGUGCUCAAUAGCUCGGCUUCCCGAAAACGCUGAGAGAAACCGCUUCCAAGAUGUCCUUCCCUAUGAUGACACCAGAGUAGAGCUAGUCCCAACCAAAGAAAAUAACACGGGUUACAUCAAUGCAUCUCAUAUCAAGAUCUCUGUUGGUGGCAUAGAGUGGGACUACAUUGCUACGCAGGGCCCUUUGCAGAGUACGUGUCAGGAUUUUUGGCAGAUGAUCUGGGAACAAGGGAUUGCCAUCAUAGCUAUGGUGACGGCAGAGGAGGAAAGCGGGCGAGAAAAAAGUUUCAGAUACUGGCCACGGCUUGGCUCAAGACACAACACGGUGACGUACGGAAGAUUUAAGAUCACCACGCGAUUCCGUACAGACUCGGGCUGCUACGCAACUACGGGUUUGAAGAUUAAACAUCUCCUCACAGGACAGGAGAGAACAGUUUGGCACCUGCAGUAUACUGACUGGCCAGAGCACGGCUGCCCAGAGGAUUUAAAAGGAUUUCUCUCCUACUUGGAAGAGAUACAGUCAGUGCGGCGCCAUACGAACAGCACUGCGGAUCCUAAGAACUCGAAUCCUCCUGUGCUGGUACAUUGCAGUGCAGGAGUAGGACGGACAGGAGUGGUCAUACUGUCAGAGAUCAUGAUCGCCUGCUUGGAACACAAUGAGAUGCUGGACAUCCCACGGGUGCUGGACAUGUUGAGGCAGCAGAGAAUGAUGAUGGUGCAGACGCUUUCGCAGUACACCUUCGUCUAUGGAGUUCUUAUUCAGUUUCUCAAAAGUUCUAGACUCAUAUAAUGCCUGCCACUUCCUGAGGGACACUGCAAGAGUUUACAGCAAGAAAAUUAUGGCUGUCUGGGCAGACCUGCUCCCACCGGUGUUUUCUUCCCAGGAUGAACCACACAGUUACCUUUUAGGGCUGGUAUG